This is a messenger RNA of Cynoglossus semilaevis (tongue sole), 1147 nucleotides long. RefSeq names its product UBAP1-MVB12-associated (UMA) domain containing 1 (gene umad1). The record is from RefSeq and is a predicted model, not a curated record. Bases 389 to 832 code for a protein of 147 amino acids. Lineage: Eukaryota; Metazoa; Chordata; Actinopteri; Pleuronectiformes; Cynoglossidae. The transcript has 4 exons.
AAAAACUGGGAAUGGAGCAAGAACACAGAACGCGGGAAAGUUUUGUUGGUUGCUUUUUCUCUGCAGCGUAUUCCGGGGGAGUGGGGUUAUUUUAAACGACGUCGAUAACUAAAACUGACUUGGCUGUGAAAGACAGGGUAUUAAAAACAAACGCACCAAACAAUUUAGUGACGUAUAACUGUGCGCUUAAAAUCACCUCCCUCCAGAAACACAAGUAUAUAGUUCCGCGAUGCAACCCUUAUACAACGAUUCGCUGAGGAACUAUUGUGGUUUCCGCAAGUUUCCACACGAACAAAGGGACGUGUUUAUGGUAGUGACGUACAGACCGAACGAAAACAACAGAUGACAUCCCACGACAGUACGUCCAUAACGGAAUAAACGUGGCGUCAUGUUCAGUUUCCUUGGACUUCGAAAAGAAUCAAAGAAGUCAACAUCUGACAGGGAAUCAGAUGGAGGCUUUGUCAUUAUUGGAGAGACGGUGGAGGAACAAAGGAGAAAGAUCCAAACCAUGAACAUUACACAACCAUCAACAAAUGUAAUAGUGCAGCCUUCAAAGCCAUCUUACGCACCUACUCCCACUCCUGCCAUCAAAGACCUCCACACGCCCUUAUCUAGCACGGAGCCAGCUGCAGGGCCCGCAGUGAUGGAAGCAGUGUCCACUCUCCCCGACAUCCUCUGCGACAUCCCUUUCACAUUGGCUCCCCACGUCCUAACCAUGCAAGCAGGUGUUUCAGUAAUCCCUGAUGUGCUGCUCCUCCGGGAUAUUAACUUUAACCUGGCUAAUUUUCAGUACGACUUCACUCUGGAGAACUCGGUACUCCACAGCACUUAGAUGGUUUGAUAUCAGUUCGGGAGUUCAAAUCUUUAAAGCUGGGGCACAUAGUAGAAACGAUUAAAAAGUGAUUGUGAUCAUAUUUGAUAAAAGGAUACCCGAGCUCCCUAAAUUAUAAUAAAACCAACCCUAACAGCUCGCAAUAACUGGAUUUAUAGAAUACAUUUAGGUAAAUAUUUUAGUUAGGUGUUUUUUUUUCCUAAACAGGAUUUAUGGAAAUUACAUCCUUGUUAAGGUAAAAUUGGUAAAAUGAGGCAAACCUGUAAUUUUGUAUUAGGAUGUCAGUCGGCUCCAAGUUGAAACCAAAAAAAAAAA